AUGACAUCACCAGCUUCAACAGACACCACUGUAAUAAACACAAGGGACACAAGACCAACUGUAAUGAGUAAUAUCACUCCAGUGGUCUCAACAGCCUCAGUGACAGCUGGACUAGAGCAACAAUCAACCUUACCCUCUUCCACCACUUCUACUGAGGAAACGUCAGCAUCUUCUCAGGACCACCAGGCUCAGAGCAUGGAAACCACCAGAGAAACUCAAACCACCACCAUCACAGAUGUGACCACAUCCACUCCCUCAUCAUCCCCACGGGGAUCCACUCUUACAGAAGGCACACCCCAGGAGACAUCCUCUUCAGGUGAAACAACCACUUCAUAUCCAGCUAGUGUGAGCCGCACACCUGCAACAACAUCAGAAAUAUUGACAACACCAACCUCAACAAACAGAAAUUUCUCUCCAUCUACUGGAGACAACACAUCUCGAAUGACAUCACCAGCUUCAACAGACACCACUGUAAUAAACACAAGGGACACAAGACCAACUGUAAUGAGUAAUAUCACUCCAGUGGUCGCAACAGCCUCAGUGACAGCUGGACUAGAGCAACAAUCAACCUUACCCUCUUCCACCACUUGUACUGAGGAAACGUCAGCAUCUUCUCAGGACCACCAGGCUCAGAGCAUGGAAACCACCAGAGAAACUCAAACCACCACCAUCACAGAUGUGACCACAUCCACUCCCUCAUCAUCCCCACGGGGAUCCACUCUUACAGAAGGCACACCCCAGGAGACAUCCUCUUCAGGUGAAACAACCACUUCAUAUCCAGCUAGUGUGAGCCGCACACCUGCAACAACAUCAGAAAUAUUGACAACACCAACCUCAACAAACAGAAAUUUCUCUCCAUCUACUGGAGACAACACAUCUCGAAUGACAUCACCAGCUUCAACAGACACCACUGUAAUAAACACAAGGGACACAAGGCCAACUGUAACGAGUAAUAUCACUCCAGUGGUCUCAACAGCCUCAGUGACAGCUGGACUAGAGCAACAAUCAACCUUACCCUCUUCCACCACUUCUACUGAGGAAACAUCAGCAUCUUCUCAGGACCACCAGGCUCAGAGCAUGGAAACCACCAGAGAAACUCAAACCACCACCAUCACAGAUGUGACCACAUCCACUCCCUCAUCAUCCCCACGGGGAUCCACUCUUACAGAAGGCACACCCCAGGAGACAUCCUCUUCAGGUGAAACAACCACUUCAUAUCCAGCUAGUGUGAGCCGCACACCUGCAACAACAUCAGAAAUUUUGACAACACCAACCUCAACAAACAGAAAUUUCUCUCCAUCUACUGGAGACAACACAUCUCGAAUGACAUCAAAGAUGAUGACAUCACCAGCUUCAACAGACACCACUGUAAUAAACACAAGGGACACAAGGCCAACUGUAACGAGUAAUAUCACUCCAGUGGUCUCAACAGCCUCAGUGACAGCUGGACUAGAGCAACAAUCAACCUUACCCUCUUCCACCACUUCUACUGAGGAAACGUCAGCAUCUUCUCAGGACCACCAGGCUCAGAGCAUGGAAACCACCAGAGAAACUCAAACCACCACCAUCACAGAUGUGACCACAUCCACUCCCUCAUCAUCCCCACGGGGAUCCACUCUUACAGAAGGCACACCCCAGGAGACAUCCUCUUCAGGUGAAACAACCACUUCAUAUCCAGCUAGUGUGAGCCGCACACCUGCAACAACAUCAGAAAUAUUGACAACACCAACCUCAACAAACAGAAAUUUCUCUCCAUCUACUGGAGACAACACAUCUCGAAUGACAUCACCAGCUUCAACAGACACCACUGUAAUAAACACAAGGGACACAAGACCAACUGUAAUGAGUAAUAUCACUCCAGUGGUCGCAACAGCCUCAGUGACAGCUGGACUAGAGCAACAAUCAACCUUACCCUCUUCCACCACUUCUACUGAGGAAACAUCAGCAUCUUCUCAGGACCACCAGGCUCAGAGCAUGGAAACCACCAGAGAAACUCAAACCACCACCAUCACAGAUGUGACCACAUCCACUCCCUCAUCAUCCCCACGGGGAUCCACUCUUACAGAAGGCACACCCCAGGAGACAUCCUCUUCAGGUGAAACAACCACUUCAUAUCCAGCUAGUGUGAGCCGCACACCUGCAACAACAUCAGAAAUAUUGACAACACCAACCUCAACAAACAGAAAUUUCUCUCCAUCUACUGGAGACAACACGUCUCGAAUGACAUCACCAGCUUCAACAGACACCACUGUAAUAAACACAAGGGACACAAGGCCAACUGUAACGAGUAAUAUCACUCCAGUGGUCUCAACAGCCUCAGUGACAGCUGGACUAGAGCAACAAUCAACCUUACCCUCUUCCACCACUUCUACUGAGGAAACAUCAGCAUCUUCUCAGGACCACCAGGCUCAGAGCAUGGAAACCACCAGAGAAACUCAAACCACCACCAUCACAGAUGUGACCACAUCCACUCCCUCAUCAUCCCCACGGGGAUCCACUCUUACAGAAGGCACACCCCAGGAGACAUCCUCUUCAGGUGAAACAACCACUUCAUAUCCAGCUAGUGUGAGCCGCACACCUGCAACAACAUCAGAAAUAUUGACAACACCAACCUCAACAAACAGAAAUUUCUCUCCAUCUACUGGAGACAACACAUCUCGAAUGACAUCAAAGGUGAUGACAUCACCAGCUUCAACAGACACCACUGUAAUAAACACAAGGGACACAAGGCCAACUGUAACGAGUAAUAUCACUCCAGUGGUCUCAACAGACUCAGUGACAGCUGGACUAGAGCAACAAUCAACCUUACCCUCUUCCACCACUUCUACUGAGGAAACAUCAGCAUCUUCUCAGGACCACCAGGCUCAGAGCAUGGAAACCACCAGAGAAACUCAAACCACCACCAUCACAGAUGUGACCACAUCCACUCCCUCAUCAUCCCCACGGGGAUCCACUCUUACAGAAGGCACACCCCAGGAGACAUCCUCUUCAGGUGAAACAACCACUUCAUAUCCAGCUAGUGUGAGCCGCACACCUGCAACAACAUCAGAAAUAUUGACAACACCAACCUCAACAAACAGAAAUUUCUCUCCAUCUACUGGAGACAACACAUCUCGAAUGACAUCAAAGAUGAUGACAUCACCAGCUUCAACAGACACCACUGUAAUAAACACAAGGGACACAAGGCCAACUGUAACGAGUAAUAUCACUCCAGUGGUCUCAACAGCCUCAGUGACAGCUGGACUAGAGCAACAAUCAACCUUACCCUCUUCCACCACUUCUACUGAGGAAACGUCAGCAUCUUCUCAGGACCACCAGGCUCAGAGCAUGGAAACCACCAGAGAAACUCAAACCACCACCAUCACAGAUGUGACCACAUCCACUCCCUCAUCAUCCCCACGGGGAUCCACUCUUACAGAAGGCACACCCCAGGAGACAUCCUCUUCAGGUGAAACAACCACUUCAUAUCCAGCUAGUGUGAGCCGCACACCUGCAACAACAUCAGAAAUAUUGACAACACCAACCUCAACAAACAGAAAUUUCUCUCCAUCUACUGGAGACAACACAUCUCGAAUGACAUCACCAGCUUCAACAGACACCACUGUAAUAAACACAAGGGACACAAGACCAACUGUAAUGAGUAAUAUCACUCCAGUGGUCGCAACAGCCUCAGUGACAGCUGGACUAGAGCAACAAUCAACCUUACCCUCUUCCACCACUUCUACUGAGGAAACAUCAGCAUCUUCUCAGGACCACCAGGCUCAGAGCAUGGAAACCACCAGAGAAACUCAAACCACCACCAUCACAGAUGUGACCACAUCCACUCCCUCAUCAUCCCCACGGGGAUCCACUCUUACAGAAGGCACACCCCAGGAGACAUCCUCUUCAGGUGAAACAACCACUUCAUAUCCAGCUAGUGUGAGCCGCACACCUGCAACAACAUCAGAAAUAUUGACAACACCAACCUCAACAAACAGAAAUUUCUCUCCAUCUACUGGAGACAACACAUCUCGAAUGACAUCAAAGAUGAUGACAUCACCAGCUUCAACAGACACCACUGUAAUAAACACAAGGGACUCAAGGCCAACUGUAACGAGUAAUAUCACUCCAGUGGUCUCAACAGCCUCAGUGACAGCUGGACUAGAGCAACAAUCAACCUUACCCUCUUCCACCACUUCUAUUGAGGAAACAUCAGCAUCUUCUCAGGACCACCAGGCUCAGAGCAUGGAAACCACCAGAGAAACUCAAACCACCACCAUCACAGAUGUGACCACAUCCACUCCCUCAUCAUCCCCACGGGGAUCCACUCUUACAGAAGGCACGCCCCAGGAGACAUCCUCUUCAGGUGAAACAACCACUUCAUAUCCAGCUAGUGUGAACAACACAUCUCAAAUGACAUCAAAGAUGAUGACAUCACCAGCUUCAACAGACACCACUGUAAUAAACACAAGGGACACAAGGCCAACUGUAACGAGUAAUAUCACUCCAGUGGUCUCAACAGCCUCAGUGACAGCUGGACUAGAGCAACAAUCAACCUUACCCUCUUCCACCACUUCUACUGAGGAAACGUCAGCAUCUUCUCAGGACCACCAGGCUCAGAGCAUGGAAACCACCAGAGAAACUCAAACCACCACCAUCACAGAUGUGACCACAUCCACUCCCUCAUCAUGCCCACGGGGAUCCACUCUUACAGAAGGCACGCCCCAGGAGACAUCCUCUUCAGGUGAAACAAUCACUUCUUCCCCAGCCACGGUGAGCCGCACACCUGCAACAACAUCAGAAAUGUUGACAACACCACCCUCAACAGACAGAAAUUUCUCCCCAUCUACUGGAAGCAACAUGUCUCCUACAACAUCAGAGAUGAUGGCAUCACCAGCUUCAACAGACACCACUGUAGAAAACACAAUGAACAUGUCACCAACUCUAACGAGAAAUAUCACUCCAGUAGCCUCAACAGUCUCAGUUAAAACUGGACUAGAGGACCAACCAACCUUACCCUCUUCCACCACUUCUACUGAGGCAACGUCAGCAUCUUCUCAGGACCACCAGGCUCAGAGCAUGGAAACCACCAGAGAAACUCAAACCACCACCAUCACAGAUGUGACCACAUCCACUCCCUCAUCAUCCCCACGGGGAUCCACUCUUACAGAAGGCACACCCCAGGAGACAUCCUCUUCAGGUGAAACAACCACUUCAUAUCCAGCUAGUGUGAGCCGCACACCUGCAACAACAUCAGAAAUAUUGACAACACCAACCUCAACAAACAGAAAUUUCUCUCCAUCUACUGGAGACAACACAUCUCGAAUGACAUCACCAGCUUCAACAGACACCACUGUAAUAAACACAAGGGACACAAGGCCAACUGUAACGAGUAAUAUCACUCCAGUGGUCUCAACAGCCUCAGUGACAGCUGGACUAGAGCAACAAUCAACCUUACCCUCUUCCACCACUUCUACUGAGGAAACAUCAGCAUCUUCUCAGGACCACCAGGCUCAGAGCAUGGAAACCACCAGAGAAACUCAAACCACCACCAUCACAGAUGUGACCACAUCCACUCCCUCAUCAUCCCCACGGGGAUCCACUCUUACAGAAGGCACACCCCAGGAGACAUCCUCUUCAGGUGAAACAACCACUUCAUAUCCAGCUAGUGUGAGCCGCACACCUGCAACAACAUCAGAAAUAUUGACAACACCAACCUCAACAAACAGAAAUUUCUCUCCAUCUACUGGAGACAACACAUCUCGAAUGACAUCAAAGGUGAUGACAUCACCAGCUUCAACAGACACCACUGUAAUAAACACAAGGGACACAAGGCCAACUGUAACGAGUAAUAUCACUCCAGUGGUCUCAACAGCCUCAGUGACAGCUGGACUAGAGCAACAAUCAACCUUACCCUCUUCCACCACUUCUACUGAGGAAACAUCAGCAUCUUCUCAGGACCACCAGGCUCAGAGCAUGGAAACCACCAGAGAAACUCAAACCACCACCAUCACAGAUGUGACCACAUCCACUCCCUCAUCAUCCCCACGGGGAUCCACUCUUACAGAAGGCACACCCCAGGAGACAUCCUCUUCAGGUGAAACAACCACUUCAUAUCCAGCUAGUGUGAGCCGCACACCUGCAACAACAUCAGAAAUAUUGACAACAGCAACCUCAACAAACAGAAAUUUCUCUCCAUCUACUGGAGACAACACAUCUCGAAUGACAUCACCAGCUUCAACAGACACCACUGUAGAAAACACAAUGGACAUGUCACCAACUCUAACCAGAAAUAUCACUCCAGUAGCCUCAACAGUCUCAGUUAAACCUGGACUAGAGGACCAACCAACCUUACCCUCUUCCACCACUUCUACUGAGGAAACGUCAGCAUCUUCUCAGGACCACCAUACUCAGAGCAUAGAAACCACCAGAGAAGCUCAAACAACUACCAUCACAGAUGUGAUCACAUCAACCGUCUCAUCAUCCCCACGUGGACCCACUCUUACAGAAGGCACGCCCCAGGAGACAUCCUCUUCAGGUGAAACAACCACUUCAUAUCCAGCUAGUGUGAGCCGCACACCUGCAACAACGUCAGAAAUACUGACAGCACGGACCUCAACAGACAGAAAUUUCUCUCCAUUUAGUGUAAGCAACACAUUUCCUACAACAUCAGAGAUGAUCAAUUCACCAGCUUCAACAGACAUCCUGAGUGAUGUAGCCUCUCGUUCUCCUUCCACAAUGUUGUCCACAAGUGGAGAAGUUCUGACAACAACCCCAGGCUCAUUCACCUAUGAAAAUACGAUGGCUGGGGUCAUUUCCCCUGUAGGUUCUGACAAUAACUCCUUGACAAAUACCACACAAGUCCCUACUUCCUCAGUGGGCGAGUCAAGCACACCCACCUCUGAGCAUCUUGCACCUGUUCAGACAGUAGCCUCUACUACGCAUCCUAUUACAAAGCCAACAGAUAUGGUUUCUACAAGUAAUCAAAACAGUGUAGCUGGAUCCACACCGACUUCACCAUUUCCACUGACAAGCUACCUUUCCAUCAAUACCACUCCUGAUACUUCUUCAGCAUCCCCUGGCCCUGCAGUCACCUGGAGCUCCACCACCCUAUUCACAGGUCACCCCACUCAUCUGUCUGUUACCAGCACUUCUCCACCAUCCACAGCAUCCUUAAGUUCUGCCGUGAAGACUGAGACAUCAGGAACAAUCGUAACCUCACAGAAGACAGACAGUGGGAGAAGCACAGCAACAUCACUACCCUCAACAACCUCCCAGUCCCUUACCACUCCCACUGCUGGCACUUCCAGAGGCACCUGUUCAACAGCUGUCCCAGUCCCUAUCAAGCCUGAGAAAGGCGUUUCCCUCUUCCCCUAUGGGCUGUGUGCUGGAGACCAGGAGUUUGUCAAGAGGACUGUGGACUUCACCUCGCCACUCUUCAAACCCCAGAUUGGCUUCCCCCUCGGCUCCUCUCUCCGAGAUUCCCUCUAUUUCACAGAUAAUGGCCAAAUUAUUUUUCCGGAGUCAGAGUACCAGAUUUUCUCCUACCCCAACCCUCCCCUUAGAGGCUUUACAGUCUGGGAUCCUGUGGCCCUGGUGGCUCCAUUCUGGGACGAUGCUGAUUUCUCCAGCAGCCGGGGAACCAUAUUUUACCAGGAAUACGAGACUCUCUAUGAUGAAUACAACCUGCUAGUGAGGGAGGUGGAGUCUUGGAUUAAAAGGUUAACAAACACCUGGAACUACAAAGCCAGGUGGACGCUAAAGGUCACGUGGGUCCACGUCCCCGCCUAUCCUGCCUGGGGGACCAUCGGGACCAACACCUACCAGGCCAUCCUUUCCACAGACGGGAGCAGGUCCUACGCCAUGUUUCUCUACCAAAGCGGCGGUAUGCAGUGGGAUGUGACCCAGCGCCCAGGCAACCCUGUCCUGAUGGGCUUCUCCAGUGGAGAUGGGUAUUUCAAAAAUAGCCCGUUGACAUUCCAGCCAGUGUGGAAGAAGUAUCGUCCAGACCAAUUCCUGGAUUCCAACUCAGGCUUCCGAGGGCUGCAAAUCUACAAGCUACACAAGGAAGAAAAGCGCAACUACCGUCUCCAGUGCCUGCAGUGGUUGAAGAGAGAGUCUCAGUGGCCCAGCUGGGGCUGGAACCAGAUCUCCUGCCCGUGUUCCUGGAGGCAGGGACUAUGGGACUUGAGAUUCCAGCCCAUCAACAUAGCCUGGUCGGGCCUUGGCAGCAGGCAGCUGUGCAGCUUCUCCUCCUGGAGAGGGGGCGUGUGCUGCAGCUACGGACCCUGGGAAGAGCUUCUCCAAGGCUGGAGAGUGCAGAGUCCUUGGCAGUUUGACCAAGAACUGGAGCCGCAGAAUUGGUGUUGCCGUUUCAACGAUAAGCCCUCCUUCUGCGCCCUGUACCAGCUCAGGAGGCCCCGCGUCAGCUGCGCUGGGUACCAGCCCCCGAGGCCAGCCUGGAUGUUUGGGGACCCCCACAUCACCACGUUGGAUGGUGCCAAUUACACCUUCAAUGGGCUGGGAGACUUCCUGCUGGUCCGGACCCAGGAUAGAAACUCCUCCUUCCUGCUGCAGGGCCGCACUGCCCAGACCGGCUCGGCCCAGGCCACCAACUUCAUUGCCUUCGCCGCUGAAUACAGCUCCAGCAGCCUGGACCCCAUCACAGUUCAAUGGCUCCUUGCGCCCAGUGACACAAUCCACGUUCGGCUCAACAACCAGACUGUAACAUUUGACACUAACCGUGAAGGUGCAAAAGGCCAGGAGAUGUUCAACACCUCUGGAGUUGUAAUGACCCGCAAUGGCUCCACGGUAUCAGCCAACUUUGAUGGGGCAGUGACCAUCUCAGUGAUCGCUAUGUCCAACAUCCUCCACGCGUCCUGCAGCCUCCCGGAGGAGUAUCAGAACCACACAGAGGGCCUCAUGGGCUUCUGGAACGGCAACCCAGAUGACGACUUCAGGAUGCCCAAUGGCUCCACCCUUCCCCCAGGGAGCUCCGAGGAGAUGCUUUUUCACUAUGGAAUGGCCUGGGAAAUCAACGGAACAAGCCUUUUUGGCAAGAGGGACGACCCUUUGCCGUCCAACUUCACCCCUGUCUUCUUUUCACAACUGUCGGGAAACAAAUCUUUGAAUGAGAAUUUGACCUCCCAGUGUAAUGGAGAUACCCACUGCAUCUACGAUGCCCUGGCCACAGGAAACAAAAGCCUUGGACUGUCCACUGAGAUGCUCUCUAGAAGAUACCAGCUGAUGAACACCACCCUGAAUCAGUACCCCCCGUCUAUUGAGGGUCCUGAUGUGAUGGAAGCCUACAUGGGACAGGCCAAGGUGGCUAAUUACACCAGCAGCACUAAGGACGUCACAUUCACUCUCAGAAACAACUACACUGACUUCAAGCUCUUUGAGAAUGGGACAUUGCUAUGGACACCAAAGUUGCUGGGACCACUUACUCUGGAGAUUCUAGCAAGAAGUGCCAAGGACAACUUGUCAUCUGUACUCAAGCCAAGGACAGUGGUCUGUGCGUGCGAGGCAGAGAGCCAGUGUUUAUACAACCAGACCAGCUGGGUGGGUGAUUCCUCCCUGGAGGUGGCCGAAUGCAAGUGUGACGGGAACGCCACAGGCCGCUACUGCAACCGCACCAAGGACCCCUGUGAAGAGCAGUGCUUCCCGAGUGUGAAGUGCAUUUCCGGGAAGGGCUGUGAGGCCUGCCCCCCGCACCUGACUGGGGAUGGACGUCACUGUGCACCUCUGGAGAACCUCUUCCUCUGUCAGAACAAGUCCUGCCCUGAGAAUUACUGCUACAACAACGGCCACUGCUACCUCUCCCAGGCUCAGGCCUGCCAGCCUGCCUGCACCUGCCCCCCAGCCUUCACCGACACCCGCUGCUUCCUGGCUGGGAACAAUUUCACUCCAACAGUCCAUCUAGAGCUUCCCUUAAGGAUCAUCCAUCUCUCACUCAUGGAAGACGAAGGUGCCUCCCAAGCAGAUGUCAAUGCCUCGGUGGCCUAUAGACUGAGGAACCUGGAUGUGCGGGCCUUUCUCUGGAACAGACGAGUGGAUCGAAUUGGGCCCCCAAUAGCACAGGCCUCAGGAAGCUCCCUUCACCGCUGGAGCAUCAUCUCAGAGUUCCAGUACCGCCCUGGGGGCCCUGUCAUCAACUUCCUGAAUACCCAGCUGCUAGAUGCAGUGGUGGAGGCGUUCUUAACUCCGUGGAGUAGGUGGAAGAGAAGUGCGGGGCCCAGGAACAACGUGACCUUCCACCCCAUCUACAGGAGGGACGUGCACAGUAUUAUGGCUUUGAAUGUGAGCACGCUGGAAACUUACCUCCAAUGCAGCGGAUACAAGGGCUACCAUCUGGUCUUCCACCCCCAGAGCGGCUUCACCUGCGUGUCCCCCUGCAGUGAGGGCUACUGUGAGCACGGAGGCCAGUGCCAGCACCUGCCCGAGGGGCCUCGCUGCAGCUGUGAGCCCUUCUCCAUCUACACGCCCUGGGGCAAGCACUGUGAGCACCUGAGUUUGAAACUCGACGCCUUCUUCGGGAUCCUUUUCGGGGCCCUGGGCGCCCUCCUGCUGCUGGGGCUCGUGCUGUUUGUGUUCCUGCACUUCCGGGGCUGCUGCGGGAGCCGUUUCUCCUACCCGCUGGGCUCGGAAGCUGAGGCUUUGCCCCGACGGGCUGCGGUGGCCUAUGAUACCUCAGGAGCUACCCCAGCCUCACCUGCACACACUCCCAGGCGUCGUGGUUUAGGGAGCCUGGAAAAAGUAAGGUGA
Globicephala melas (long-finned pilot whale) is the source of this 10743-nucleotide messenger RNA. The record is from RefSeq and is a predicted model, not a curated record. Lineage: Eukaryota; Metazoa; Chordata; Mammalia; Artiodactyla; Delphinidae.